Molecule: messenger RNA, 1653 nt
Organism: Lolium rigidum
Lineage: Eukaryota; Viridiplantae; Streptophyta; Magnoliopsida; Poales; Poaceae
Product: indole-3-pyruvate monooxygenase YUCCA8-like
Exons: 7
Coding region: 1-1653 (550 amino acids)
Biological process (GO): auxin biosynthetic process
Molecular function (GO): flavin adenine dinucleotide binding; NADP binding; N,N-dimethylaniline monooxygenase activity
Source: RefSeq, a predicted model, not a curated record
AUGAUGGUUGGCAGGAGGUGCGGCGCGGCCCGCGCCGACCGGCUCUGCCUGCCCCGUCAAUUGCUUGACGUCAUGUCCCUGCUUGGCUCAAGGGUAGAUGUUGCAGCAUGGAUAUAUGUGAGCAAGCACUACCCAUAUUUACAAAUCGACUCCUACAUCCGUCCUUCCAGCAGACAAGGAAAUGAUUGUCUGAAUCUACGGAAACCAAGGACCACCAUGAAGGAUUCACCUACAGAUAUGCAGAUCCAACACUGGAAACAAUGUUCAUGCAUUGCCUCCACAAAGGGGGAGAUGGACCCUCGCCGUGAGGUCAUUGAGGUAGCCAUACAGGUUCUGAUCACACCUUUCUCACCCUCGGUGCUUACACUGCUAGCUAUAGCCCUACUGAUUGAUUCUAGUGCCAUUACAUCGAUCAUGCAAGACCAAGCUAAUUCCACGAGCCCUAGGCAGAGCCUCUGCACAGUUGAAGGCCCCAUCAUCGUCGGCGCCGGUCCGUCAGGCCUCGCCGUCGCCGCCACUCUCCGGAAGCACUCGGUGCCCUUCACCAUCCUCGAGCGCUCCGACGACAUCGCCGACCUCUGGACCAACCGCACCUAUGGCCGCCUCCGUCUGCACCUCCCAAAGGUCUUCUGCGAGCUUCCCCAUGUUCGCUUCCCUCCCGACUUCCCCGCCUACCCGAGCAAGCAUGACUUCCUCCGCUACCUCCACUCUUACGCCGACCACUUCUCCAUCUCGCCGCUGUUCGGCCGCACCGUGACACGGGCUCGGUUCGACGCGGCCACGUCGCUGUGGCAUGUCACCGCGGUGGUGGAGGGCGGCGAGGUGACGGAGUACGUGUCGAGGUGGCUAGUGGUGGCCAGCGGGGAGAAUGCCGAGGUCGUGGUGCCGAGGGUGAAGGGGAGGGAGAGGUUUGCCGGGGAGGUGCUACACUCCAGCGAGUACAAGAGCGGCGAGAGGUUCAAGGGCAAGAGGGUGCUGGUUGUGGGUUGUGGCAACUCCGGGAUGGAGAUGUGCUUGGACCUUUGCGAGCACGGUGCAAUCCCUUUCAUGUCUGUUAGGAGUGGGGUGCAUGUUUUGCCAAGAGAGAUGCUUGGAAGCUCAACAUUUGGCAUAGCCAUGAAUCUUCUUAGAUGGCUGCCGGUAAACCUGGUGGAUCGAUUCCUCCUGCUCGUUGCAAAGAUGAUCCUUGGAGACACCGAAAAGUACGGUCUGAAGAGGCCCAAGCUGGGGCCUUUGGAGAUCAAGGGCGUCACCGGGAAGAGCCCUGUUCUGGACGUGGGAGCAUGGUCCUUGAUCAAAUCUGGAGACAUCAAGGUGGUGGCAGAGGUGGAGUCACUGGGGUGCAACGGGGCAAGGUUCGUGGACGGAAACGACAUGGCCUUGGAUGCCGUCAUCUUCGCCACCGGCUACAGAAGCAACGUCCCGUCCUGGCUCCAGGACGGCGAGUUCUUCAGGGAGGACGGCAAGCCGAGAUCGCGCAGCCCCAGCAACUGGAGAGGCCCCAACGGGCUGUACUGCGUCGGGUUCACCGGCCAGGGCUUGCUCGGCGCCGGCAAGGACGCGCUGAGGGCCGCCUCCGACAUCGCCGGGAGGUGGCAGGAGGAGAUGGUGGCCGCAGCAGCGCCUGGAGCGGCCACGAUCUCCCCAGUGUGA